Molecule: messenger RNA, 3726 nt
Organism: Anopheles bellator
Lineage: Eukaryota; Metazoa; Arthropoda; Insecta; Diptera; Culicidae
Gene: hpo
Product: serine/threonine-protein kinase 3
Exons: 6
Coding region: 481-2484 (667 amino acids)
Biological process (GO): intracellular signal transduction; protein tetramerization; protein phosphorylation
Cellular component (GO): cytoplasm
Molecular function (GO): ATP binding; protein serine/threonine kinase activity
Source: RefSeq, a predicted model, not a curated record
ACUUCCGAACUUUCUUGAACACUCUCGUACUUCGUGUAGCAGCUUGCGGCAAUCCAAUCCGCGGUACACAAUAUUCUCGUAGGGAAAUACUUCAGCUUGCAGUCUCCGCUUCCAGCACAUUACAAAUUACCCAAUUAUGAAAAAGUGCUAGUGAAAAGUAGCGACAACAUGCAACAUAGACAGUUGCUUGCUAAGAACCAUCGGAGCGCCUUGAAAAGUGUAGCCCACCUACACAUAAACACCAUUUUAUACAGAGUCAUCACCGGAAAAAAAUCCUAGUUAAUUCGUGUGUUGUUCCGUGCGAAGGUUUACGAGAAGGUGAAACACUCGGCCAAAUGGAUCCGAAGAUAGGUGUUGGCCGGUAGCGGCUGUUGAGGCAGGCGAGUGUGCGAUUGUGAGGUUACGCAGUGUUUUGUUUUCUUAAAUUUAGUUUUUUCGCAUUUAGUGCCGCCGGAAACCUUCUACGGUGCUUAUCUACGCAUGUUGGCAAUGUCUUCGAAAAAUGAGCUGAAGAAAUUGUCGGAGGAAAGCUUAACUCGCCAACCAGAUGAGGUGUUCGAUAUUCUUUGCAAGCUCGGCGAAGGUAGCUAUGGAUCGGUGUACAUGGCUUUGCAUAAGGAAAGUGAGCAGGUGCUGGCGAUAAAGCAGGUUCCCGUGGACACGGAUCUCCAGGAAAUCAUCAAGGAAAUCUCCAUCAUGCAGCAAUGUGAUUCGCCGUACGUCGUCAAAUACUACGGCAGUUACUUCAAAAACACAGACCUCUGGAUCGUGAUGGAGUACUGCGGGGCGGGUAGUGUAUCAGACAUAAUGCGUUUGCGCAAAAAAACUCUAUCGGAAGACGAAAUCGCCACGAUCCUGAUCGAUACACUGAAGGGAUUGGAAUACCUACAUUUGCGACGAAAAAUUCAUCGUGACAUUAAAGCGGGCAACAUACUGCUUAAUUCGGAGGGUCACGCCAAGCUGGCUGACUUCGGUGUUGCCGGUCAGUUGACAGAUACGAUGGCCAAACGGAAUACCGUUAUUGGUACGCCCUUCUGGAUGGCACCAGAGGUGAUCGAGGAGAUCGGAUAUGAUUGUGUGGCGGAUAUUUGGUCACUUGGUAUAACGGCCUUGGAGAUGGCUGAAGGGAAACCUCCGUACGGGGAUAUUCAUCCUAUGAGGGCAAUAUUUAUGAUCCCGACGAAACCGCCACCAUCAUUUCGUGAUCCGGACAUCUGGUCACCGGAAUUUAUCGAUUUCGUUAGUUUGUGUCUUGUAAAGAACCCGGAGGAGAGAGCCACUGCCACCGAUUUGUUAACUCACGAAUUCAUCCGUAAGAAGGCGAAGGUGACGAGAAAAGUUGUAGUGCAAUUUAAUUACUGUGAUCUAUUCGGUAUUCUAGGAAACGCCAAACCAUGCAGUAUACUUAACCACAUGAUUGCGGAAGCAAAAGAGAUCCGAGAAAACCAAAGCUACAGGCAUGCAGCAGCCAUCAGCCAAGCAAACAAGCAACUGCAAAACAACAAUAAUAGUAAUGGCAAUAAUGGUCACGAUGGUGGUGGCGAAUCGGAUGAUGACGAUCAGCUGAACUCGCGUACGAUGAAGGAAUUUACGGCAGAUUGCGGCACACUGGUUCCUGGACGGAGCGACGAGGGGGAUGGCACUAUGAUUGCUCAUACGGACUGCGGUACACUUGUGCCAGACAAUGGAACCAUGGUUGAGCUUCAAUCGAACCUAGGAACGAUGGUGAUUAACUCCGAUUCGGAGGAAUCGACCAUGAAAAGACACGAUACGAAUCCAGACAAACCAAAGUACCGUCCCUUGUUUCUCGAUCACUUUGACAAGAAGGAAGCGGAAGCGGCCAGCUUCGGCAACAGCAAGGUGGCUGAAGUCAACAAUCACCAUCAUCAACAGCUGCAAAUUGGUUGCUUCGACGACGAUGGUUCGCCUGGUGAUCUGGACGUAAAUCAAUCACCGGAUAGUACUCCCGUAACACUAUCAGCUUCUCCUCAGAACUUGCAGAACGAACAAAUACGCCUUGUUGAACCAAUAGUAGCUACAUCACAGCAACCUCAGCCACAGGUCAAAAAAUCUGGCAACAGUCCGAUUUUAGCGAGUCCGGGCAAGGUCACUCCUUCCGCUCCGCCAUUGUCGCAGGGCUACGACGAACAUCAGCUGCAACAGCACCAACAACAAAAGGCGCAACAACAAUUUAAUGACGAACGACAACGAUAUCAAUCGCACCUGCAGUUGCAACUCAACCAAAUCUCGGGGGUGAGCCCUAACGUGCACCAGAUGCAAUUUCUUCAGCCAACGGCAGCAGAAUACGAUGCGCUUAAGUUUCUCAACUAUGAACAGUUGGAGCAACGUUUGGCCAGCCUUGACAAGGAGAUGGAAAAAGAGCUGGCGGAAACGAAGAAGCGUUACACUGCCAAACGGCAACCAAUACUGGAUGCAAUCGAAGCCAAGCAACAGAAGCGCCAGCAGAAACUGGAAGAGUUUUAACGCAACCCGCCGUCGGCAGUAAGGCACGGUAGUGUUUAGUGCUUCUGUUCAGUCUUAUUUUAUAACCGCCAAAUUAUUUUGGCAUCUGUAAUCUGUCAUCUUUUUGUUGUUUCCUUCUACAAUUUUUAAUGAAAACAGUAAAAUGUGCAGAUUUGCCAUUUAUUUUAUUCCACGUAACAAGCUAAACAAGUAGGGAUGGUUUUAAUCUUAUUUGCUCUAUCAACCUUCCUCCGUUAUCUCUGCGUUUGCAUUUGCUUGAAAUUAGCUAAGUUAAUUAGGUUGAGCUACGACCAACCGGAAUGAUCUGAGAGACAUCACGGAUGUGUUCGUGUUACAAUUUGCUUGUUUUACAUGUUCAUUACUCCUAUUAACGAUAAUCAUCGGUGAAGUCAAUGAAUCUGAAGAUGGUGAUAGAUAGAGAGUUUGUGAUUUUGUGCGAUGUAUGUCGCCCGGUUAUGUCGGAUUCCUGAAAUCAUGUUCCGUCCCCCAUCACCGAAGUAAUGGACGCCUAACGAUCUGGUCAAACAGUUAUGCUUUGCGUAGAUAUAUCAUCUUUCGUUUUCCUGCAACCCGUUAUGGGACUGUGGCAAAAAAUGUAAUGCAAAAUAUGUAAUGUUACCCAUAAUCUCCGGCAGCACAACAUGAGCGAAAUAAUGCAGUUUCCAGGUGUAAUGCUGAAGCAUCAUCGAAAAAGGGAAGAGAAAGGGACGCGAAAUAUGUUCUAAAACACAGGUGCCAGAAAUUGGGACAAAAAUUGAAUUACCUUGAAAAGUUAAACCUCAAUCGAUAGAACCCAAAAAAAUAAUCAAUACAAUACAAUAAAAUUUAAUUGAUUCGUAGUGGAGAAGAGAAAACGAUUAUACAAGUAUAUGAAACCUCUCUAACGUGAUUAAUCUUCAAGCAAAUGGAGAGUUUAUAUGCAGAAUGAAUUGCAAAGGCAGAUUGUAUUGCAAUAUCGAAAUUUAGGGUGAUUUGUACAGAGCUAACAGAAGGAAAACAUUACGAAGGGCUUAGGAUUGACAAACACUCACGUUCUCACCAAAGUUUAAAAAAAGAGAAAAUAAAGACGUUAUUUCAAUACGAAUAUUCACUCCCGACGUGUAAUAGGUACGUGAAGUGCAAUGAACAAGGCGCACAUUCGUCGAAACAAGCAAAUACUGAAAAAGUCUUAUGACUAGGAAGAAUCCGUAAGAAAAUCAAGCACGCUUAGAUGAAUGAAGAAAAAUAAAGUUCAACUUUAAG